This is a messenger RNA of Raphanus sativus (radish), 3774 nucleotides long. RefSeq names its product serine/threonine-protein phosphatase BSL3. Bases 251 to 3241 code for a protein of 996 amino acids. The record is from RefSeq and is a predicted model, not a curated record. Gene Ontology annotation, molecular function: phosphoprotein phosphatase activity; protein binding. NCBI's taxonomy places the organism in Eukaryota, Viridiplantae, Streptophyta, Magnoliopsida, Brassicales, Brassicaceae. Gene Ontology annotation, biological process: brassinosteroid mediated signaling pathway. The transcript is spliced from 21 exons.
GAAAAAAGAGAGACUAAUAAAAUAGAGGAAGAGAGAGAGAGAGUGAGGGCAGGUUUUGCUGUUGGUCUCGAGUUCCGUCUCUCAGCCCUUUCUUUCUCCUCUCGAAGGUUAGAACUAACAACUUCGUAACGAUUAGAGAGAAGAGAAGAGAAGAGAGAGAAGAGAAACUCUUAACUUAACUUAACAAUCCUCUGAGAAGAAAGCUAGGGUUUAUGCUAUGCGCGAAUCUCAUAACUGACAAAAUAAAAACAUGGAUUCAGAUUCGUGUAUGGCACCUGAGGAGAAGGACCAAGAUCCCGCCUCUCUCAAUCACCACCAAUCCGCAUCUCAACCUUCUCCCUCCGAAACCGGAUCCGAAUCGGCGUCUCCCCCCUCAGCUCAACAGCAGCAACAAGCGGCGGUUGUAAUUGGUCCGAGAUGCGCGCCGUCGUAUACCGUGGUGAAUGCUAUACUAGAGAAGAAAGAGGACGGUCCUGGUCCUAGAUGCGGCCACACUCUGACUUCUGUUCCCGCCGUCGGCGAGGAAGGCUCCUCUAAUUACAUUGGACCGCGUCUCGUUUUGUUCGGUGGGGCCACUGCGCUCGAGGGGAAUUCAGGAGGAACGGGGACUCCUACUUCUGCUGGAAGUGCCUCCGGCGGCGGCAUUCGUUUAGCUGGUGCAACUGCUGAUGUUCAUUGUUAUGAUGUACUUACUAAUAAAUGGUCGAGGCUUACACCACAUGGAGAACCGCCUAGCCCAAGAGCUGCGCAUGUGGCUACUGCUGUUGGGACCAUGGUUGUUAUUCAGGGUGGAAUAGGUCCUGCUGGUUUGUCAGCUGAGGAUCUCCACGUUCUUGAUCUGACUCAACAACGGCCACGUUGGCACAGGGUUGUUGUACAGGGUCCUGGACCAGGACCGCGUUAUGGACAUGUCAUGGCACUGGUAGGACAGAGGUAUCUUAUGGCGAUUGGUGGAAAUGACGGAAAGCGUCCGUUAGCUGAUGUGUGGGCUUUGGACACUGCUGCUAAGCCUUAUGAAUGGCGUAAGCUGGAACCAGAAGGGGAAGGUCCACCUCCAUGCAUGUAUGCGACUGCAAGUGCGCGGUCUGAUGGCCUUCUUCUUCUCUGUGGUGGAAGAGAUGCGAGUAGUGUGCCCCUUGCAAGUGCAUAUGGACUUGCCAAGCACAGAGAUGGACGUUGGGAAUGGGCCAUAGCUCCUGGUGUUUCACCUUCUGCCAGAUACCAGCAUGCAGCAGUCUUUGUAAAUGCAAGGCUCCAUGUCUCUGGUGGGGCACUUGGUGGUGGACGCAUGGUAGAGGACUCAUCUAGUGUUGCAGUGUUGGAUACUGCAGCAGGUGUUUGGUGUGAUACAAAAUCAGUUGUUACUAGUCCUAGAACUGGUAGAUAUAGCGCUGAUGCAGCUGGUGGUGAUGCUUCUGUGGAACUGACUAGGCGCUGCAGGCAUGCUGCUGCUGCAGUGGGUGAUUUGAUAUUUGUCUAUGGUGGUUUGCGUGGAGGUGUGUUACUUGAUGAUCUGCUGGUUGCUGAAGAUCUUGCCGCUGCGGAAACAACCUCUGCGGCCUCUCAUGCUGCUGCAGAAGCCGCAGCAAACUCACCACCUGGCCGUUCACCUGGAAGAUAUGGAUUUUCUGAUGAAAGGACAGGGGAGCUACCGGAAUCAGCUCCAGAUGCUGUUGUGCUGGGAAGCCCUGUUGCACCGCCUGCGAAUGGGGAUAUGCAUACUGAUAUAAGCACAGAAAAUGCAAUGCUCCCUGGAACUCGCCAGCAUUGUAGGAGAACAAGCAAGGGUGUGGAGUAUCUUGUUGAAGCAUCGGCUGCGGAAGCUGAGGCUAUCAGUGCAACCUUAGCUGCAGCAAAGGCACGGCAAGUCAACGGUGAAGUUGAGCAGCCAGAUAGGGAUCGUGGUGCUGAGGCUACACCCAGUGGAAAACCUUCAUCCUCAUUAAUUAAGCCUGACUCUGCGGUGUCUACUAGUGUUAUUCCUGCAGGGGUUCGACUUCAUCAUAGAGCUGUGGUGGUUGCUGCAGAAACAGGUGGAGCCUUAGGUGGAAUGGUUAGACAGUUAUCUAUUGAUCAAUUUGAAAAUGAGGGCCGCCGUGUUGGUUAUGGGACACCCGAAAGUGCAACAGCAGCAAGGAAAUUAUUAGAUCGGCAGCAGUCGAUCAAUAGUGUUCCCAAAAAGGUUGUAGCUCAUCUCUUGAAGCCUCGUGGGUGGAAGCCUCCUGUUCGACGCCAGUUUUUCUUGGAUUGCAAUGAAAUAGCUGAUCUUUGCGACAGUGCAGAACGUAUCUUCUCAAGCGAGCCUACUGUAUUACAGCUUAAAGCUCCUAUUAAGAUAUUUGGUGAUUUGCAUGGUCAGUUUGGGGAUCUCAUGCGACUUUUUGAUGAAUAUGGUUCGCCAUCAACAGCUGGAGACAUAUCAUAUAUUGAUUACCUCUUCUUAGGGGACUAUGUUGAUCGGGGUCAACACAGCUUAGAAACAAUUACACUCCUGCUCGCGUUAAAGGUUGAAUACCAACAUAACGUACAUCUAAUUCGUGGAAACCAUGAAGCCGCCGAUAUUAAUGCUCUCUUUGGUUUCCGGAUAGAGUGUAUUGAGCGAAUGGGUGAACGUGAUGGGAUCUGGGUCUGGCACAGAAUGAACCGGUUAUUCAAUUGGCUACCUCUGGCUGCAUUGAUUGAGAAGAAAAUUAUUUGUAUGCACGGAGGAAUUGGUCGGUCUAUAAAUCAUGUGGAGCAGAUCGAAAGUAUCCAACGUCCAAUAACGAUGGAAGCAGGAUCAAUUGUGCUUAUGGAUUUAUUAUGGUCCGAUCCAACUGAAAAUGACAGUGUCGAAGGUUUAAGGCCAAAUGCUAGAGGCCCUGGGCUAGUUACUUUUGGGCCUGACCGUGUCAUGGAGUUCUGUAAUAACAAUGAUCUUCAGUUAAUUGUACGUGCGCAUGAAUGUGUGAUGGACGGGUUUGAGCGUUUUGCACAGGGGCAUUUGAUAACGCUCUUUUCGGCUACGAAUUAUUGUGGGAGUGCAAACAAUGCUGGGGCUAUCUUGGUGUUGGGGAGAGAUCUUGUGGUGGUUCCAAAGCUCAUCCAUCCGUUACCUCCAGCAAUUACAUCACCUGAAACUUCACCGGAAAGACAUAUAGAUGACACAUGGAUGCAGGAGUUAAAUGCAAAUCGACCACCUACACCAACAAGAGGACGCCCACAAACCCCAGACGACCGUGGCUCUCUUGCUUGGAUAUAAACCUAUCCAGAGAGACAGAGACGCACUUGUGGGCUUGCAUACUUCUCCUGAUGAGCUGCCUCUUUGAUGAUGAUCCUCAUAUUGUGUACAGAUCCAACCAAAACCAUUCUUGGUCUAUUGCGAGAUGGAUCACACUUGGAAUCAGUGCAAGCGCUCUUAAGAUACUGGGGGGAUUUCACAGAUGAUGAAAGAGUAAAGAAGUCAAGUUGGAUGGUUUUGGAGGCGGUGAGUAUUUGUGAGCGAGGCAGAGUAUUUUUAUUGGGUAAAAGGGAAUUUGUUCAUUUUUGUUUGUCUUCUAUAUAUUUUCUAAGUUUUGUUUAUUUGUCUGUGGUAUUGGGACACAACACAAGUGACUAGCAAAGGGGUUAUGGUUGGGAUAUUAGAGGUGUAUUAGUUUCGAGGAAGAAAGGGUGUUUGUAUCAUAGAGAGGUGUGUGGGCAUUGUGUAAUUUCUUUAUUCCUAAAAUCAGAGUAUGUAAUCUGUAACAUCGUUUGUGUGUUUAUUAUGAUUUGCAACAAAAAAAAGUUAUCUCC